Messenger RNA from Microplitis demolitor, 2966 nucleotides. RefSeq names its product leucine-rich repeat-containing protein 49. The transcript has 7 exons. The record is from RefSeq and is a predicted model, not a curated record. Gene Ontology annotation, molecular function: protein binding. Bases 1 to 2889 code for a protein of 962 amino acids. NCBI's taxonomy places the organism in Eukaryota, Metazoa, Arthropoda, Insecta, Hymenoptera, Braconidae.
AUGUUUUUAACAGCACAAACGACAAAUAUAAAUGCUGAUGAUAAUGAUCAAGAUGAUGCUCAAUUUUUUACGAUAGCUCCAGCAUUACCUGUCUUACCUGGUGCACCAGCACCAAGUAAAUUAACUACUAAAAGAUCUUAUGGUACUUUAACGCCAACAAGUUCAACUUUUGGUUUUGAUGAUGCAGAAGUUGGUGGCUGCGAUGUCGUCGCUUUGCAGCAGCAGCAGUCGACUAAUGACAGCGGUAAUAAAACCACCACCGUGGUGGCAUCGAGAACUUCUGCCGAGCGUGAAAAAAAUCCUGAUCGCAUUUGUCUCGAUCGCCGAGGGCUCACAAGCUUUCCCGACAUCAUCGGCGAGCCAAAAUUACGUCUUAUGUCUCUUCAGCACAAUCUUUUGUCGCGGAUUGAAGGCCACAAUUUUGCUCACUUAACGAAACUCGUUUUUCUGGAUCUCUAUGACAACCAGAUCGAAAAAAUUUACGAUCUGACGCCUCUGGAAAAUUUACGCGUCCUAUUGAUCGGAAAAAAUCGGGUUAAAAAAAUCGAGGGCUUAAGAUCUUUGAUAAAACUCGAAGUUCUCGAUCUUCAUGGGAAUCAAAUUGUCCAGAUAACUGGGCUAGAAAAUUUAUCAUCACUUAAAGUACUUAAUUUAGCGGGUAAUAAUGUCAAGAUGAUUGGAUUUAAUGAUUUUCAUGGACUAGUUGCACUGAAAGAACUUAAUUUGAAAAGGAAUAAAAUAAAAAAAUUAUUGGGAUUUAGUGAGACUCCGCAGUUACAGAAAUUAUAUCUCAGCAAUAAUGAUAUACACAAAAUUGAAGACAUGGGAAGUUUAGCAAAAGCUUUAGAGAUCCGUGAAAUUACAAUCGAUGGCAACCCCGUGACUUUAAAUGCCGAUUGUGUCUCAUUUCUGGUUUCUUAUCUUCCUAAUCUACAAAUUCUAUCGACAAUGCAAGUAAACGAACAAGUCCGUCGAGCAGCAAUGGCCUGGCGACUGACAAAAGAGCAGUCGAAUUCAGCAUUUCUUGACCUCAGUACUCAAGUCUGCGUAAACGUACGUCGGGAAGAAGUCAUAAUAAAUGCAAAAAAAAAUUGGGAUCUCUUAAGAUCGCAGACCAAAUGCUUCACUUCCGGUACCAACAAACUGAACAUAAAAAAUGAACGCGUCCGUGGAUUCAACCUCCAAAAUUCUACUAAAUUUGAUACCGUAAAAUUAAAAGCCGAUGAGUCGCAUACUCAAAAAUCUUCGGGAACUUACGGAAGCUUAAGUUCCAUUAAUGAAAAAAUAGAUGCGAAAAAAAUUCAAUUUAAACGUCGUAGCAAUUCUUCGGAUACUAUUUUAAAUUCCAGUCAUCAGCUUCAGAGUAACGUCGAUUCAAAUAAAAUAAAUUUCGCUUUAGAUUUUAAAUUGCCGCCAAUUUUAGUGCCGAUUAUUAAUAAUAUUGCUAAUUGUCGUUACAAUGUCGGCAAUGGGAAUUCUAAUAAUAAUGUAAAUGUAAAUGGAAAGAGUCACAAUGAAGUUACAGAUUCAACCGACAGCGAAUUGGAAAGCUCCGAAAGUCACGAAAGCCUAAAAAGUGGAUUAAGAAAUCAUUUAAUUAAAAAUAAUGUCAUAAGUUCAUUACGAACUUUAUCAAUUGAUGAUAAAAAUAUAUAUAAUUUUUGUAAUGAAGCGACUGCUGGGGAUAAGAAAGAUUUUGGACUGGGGAUUGCGAAGAAAAAUGACUUUUCGCUUCAAUUAGCGACGGACUCCAAGCGGUUUUAUAAUUUUGUCCAAGGCACUACUAGAAGGCAGCUGAGUUGCGGGCAAAUAAAUAUGCUGGGUCUUAAAAAAUCAAGUAGUUUGGAUAGCAGAGAGGAAUUUAGCAGCCAGUCAUCAACGGCAAGCAAAGACUUUGGAGAUUCGGAUGAGGAUAAGGCCAGUGGGAAUCAGAGGGUCAAGAGUGCGCAGGUUAAAAAAAUUGUUAGUUAUAAAAGUAACAGAGCGGCGACUGCCAGAGUUAAGCACCGUGCGGUCAUGACGCCCGCGGCACCUUCUAUUCAAUUUAAUGCCCCCAAAGAGAAGGAACAGGGUGGCGAUUAUUUAGUAGAAAUUGUUGGUCGUUGUUUAAAUGUCUAUGGGCAAGGUGCAUUACGUUACAUAGAUAGAUCUUGGGAUACAGUAAAAGCCAAUGAUGUUAAUAUGGUUAAAUUUAAUUAUGUUCAAUUUAAUGGAGUGGCGACGGUACUAAAUAAAUUAAAAAUAAAAUUUCCAAAUUGUCAGCAUUUUAUUUUUAAAGAAACAAAUAUUAGCCAUCUAGGACAACUUAAUGCUCUUGCUGAAGUACAAGGACUUACAAGUAUUCAAAUAGAAGCUGAAGGUAAUCCGAUUAUUUCGAAAAAUUGGAGAGUUUAUACAAUUUUUCGACUCUCGCACUGGGGGUUAAAAAUAAUUAACGGCAAAGAGAUAAAUCAAAAUGAUGUCGAGAUGGCGAAUAAAGAAUAUUCUGGUCUAGUAGAUAUUGUAAUGUGGUCAUUGCCAGAAACUUUAUUACAACCGUUAUUACACCGACUGCACUUAGAAAAAAUUCAGAGACAAAAUGGUGAACAAAUCACUGCCAAACAAUUUUUAUUUAACAGUGACCCAGCUUUAAGAAAUGUUGUUGCUAAGGAAGCAUUACAGUGGAGACGUGGAAAUGUUACACAAGAUGAUUUGAUACUGAGACAUAAAGGAAAAUUACAUUUAUCUAAUUACAUUGAUAAAACAGUUGAUGCAAUACAAAAAUUACAAUCACUUGAAGAAGAAUGGCCAAAUAUACUUAAUGAAAUAAUUAAAAUAACUCUAACAGAUUAUUCUGAAAUGAAUUUAUAUAUGAAGAAGCGUAGUAAAAUACUUGAAAGUGAUAAAUAAUUUAUUAUAAUUAAUUAAUAUAUAUAUUGUUAAUUAAUAGUGUAAAUAGAUAAAUAAACGUUUUGUUUUUUUUUUUU